Messenger RNA from Capronia epimyces CBS 606.96, 249 nucleotides. Its product is annotated as ubiquinol-cytochrome c reductase subunit 8. The record is from RefSeq and is a predicted model, not a curated record. The transcript has 2 exons. Bases 1 to 249 code for a protein of 82 amino acids. NCBI's taxonomy places the organism in Eukaryota, Fungi, Ascomycota, Eurotiomycetes, Chaetothyriales, Herpotrichiellaceae. Gene Ontology annotation, biological process: mitochondrial electron transport, ubiquinol to cytochrome c.
AUGGAAUACAAUCAGGAUUUGCCCAAAGGGCUUGGGAGAGAGCCUGUCCUCUGCUGGGGCCACAAGAACGUCCGCAAGCAAGCGGGAGUGACAACAUACACGCUCUCCCCGAACCGCCAGCGGCCUAUGGCCCAGGCCUACCACCGAGCCAUCUUCAACACCUUUCGGCGCUCCAAGGCGCAGUUUCUUUACGUGGCCCCGCCGUUCAUCGUGGCCUAUUUGCUCAUGAGCUGGGCGAAUCAACGGUGA